UUCCGACACCUUCUUUUUAUAACUCGGCUCUGUCCCCCUUCCACUCGACCUGUCAAAACCACGCCUAUGGAGCCACACAAUUGGUCCGAAAGCGUCAAAGAGCCAAUCAAGGAGGCUCCAGCUCCCUUGUAACCCACAACACAUCCAUACAAUCUGGUGCACGCAGAGCACAGACUCACAGGGAAUUCUCAGAGCUGAGAGGCUCCUUCUCUCCCUCUCCUCUCUCCUUCUCUUUCUCUCUUUCUCCCCUCCUUCUCCUCCUUUUUCUCUCUUUCCCUCUCUCUUCCUCCCUCUCUCCUUUGCUGGAGCAUUGCUGGAGAGGAGACAAGAGUAUCAUUCUUUCAGAUUUAUUUUCUUUUUUUCUUUUUCUUUUAUAUUUAUUUAUAUACAUUUUUUUUUAAGGCAGAGUGAAAGAGAAAGAGAAGGGGAAGGAAAAAAAAAUAGGAGGAGGGUAAAAGAAAGAAGAGAUCCUGAUGGAAAUCAGGGCGCUGUGACCAGCUCCUGCUCGGAGCGGGGGAAGGCGAGGCGGAAACGAGAUUUCCCUACAAGUUUUGCUGCUGCCGCUGCCUGAAGGUUGCUGAGGAGCCUUCCCCGCUCGGCGAGGGGGGAAACCACUCCAGGACUACUCCAGCAGUAGGAAGAUCGAGGAGUGGAGUGGAUGAAUAUACCGAUGAGAGAUCCAGUGAUCCCUGGGACAAGCAUGGCUUAUCAUCCUUUUUUACCUCACCGGGCACCGGACUUUGCCAUGAGCGCCGUGCUGGGACAUCAGCCCCCUUUUUUCCCGGCCCUGGCUUUGCCCCCCAACGGGGCGGCCGCCCUCUCCCUCCCCGGGGCCCUGGCUAAGCCCAUUAUGGAUCAGCUAGUGGGGGCUGCAGAGACUGCUAUCCCUUUUUCUUCCCUGGGCCACCAGGCAGCAGCCCAUCUGAGGCCUUUAAAAACUCUGGAGCCAGAAGAAGAAGUGGAAGACGACCCGAAAGUGCACCUGGAAGCCAAAGAGCUUUGGGAACAAUUCCAUAAAAGAGGCACGGAGAUGGUGAUCACCAAAUCGGGAAGGAGAAUGUUUCCUCCGUUUAAAGUGAGAUGCACUGGACUGGAUAAAAAGGCCAAGUACAUUUUAUUGAUGGAUAUUGUGGCGGCUGACGACUGUAGAUACAAAUUCCAUAAUUCCCGGUGGAUGGUAGCAGGCAAAGCUGACCCUGAAAUGCCAAAGAGAAUGUACAUCCACCCGGACAGCCCGGCCACCGGAGAACAAUGGAUGUCCAAAGUCGUCACCUUUCACAAGCUGAAGCUCACUAACAACAUCUCCGACAAGCACGGAUUUACCAUUUUAAACUCCAUGCAUAAGUACCAGCCCCGCUUCCACAUCGUCCGAGCGAACGAUAUUCUCAAGCUUCCCUACAGCACGUUCCGGACCUACGUGUUCCCGGAGACUGAAUUCAUCGCAGUGACCGCAUACCAGAAUGAUAAGAUCACUCAAUUAAAAAUUGACAACAACCCCUUUGCCAAAGGUUUUCGCGACACUGGGAAUGGAAGGAGGGAAAAAAGGAAGCAGCUGACCCUGCAGUCCAUGCGGGUGUACGACGAGAGGCAGAAAAAAGAAAAUCCCACUUCAGAUGAAUCGUCCAACGAGCAGACAGCCUUCAAGUGCUUCGCCCAGUCCUCCUGCCCUGCUGUGCCCGCCGUCGGCACCUCCAGCCUCAAAGAUCUCUGUCCCAGCGAGGGUGACAGCGAUGCCGACAGCAAAGACGACCCUUUGCUAGAAGCCAGCGAGUCGGGCAAAAUCAGCACGACCACGGCCACCACCCCCGCGCCGGCCAGCUCCGGUGCGGCCGCGAGCGACGACCCCCGGGAGAAGGGGGGCAGCCCCUCCAAAAGCCACUUCUUCCCCAGCGACUCGGCGACGAGUCGGAGCCGGGAGAGGACGGAAAAAGCCCCUCCGGACUCCCGGCACAGCCCGGCCACCAUCUCCUCCAGCAGCCGGGGGGGAGGCUUGAGCGGCGAGGAACUGAAAAGCCCCCUUCGGGACGGCCCUAAAGUAGACGAGAACCGGCUGCUGGGCAAAGAGCCCUUCGCCCCUCUCACGGUCCAGACCGACAGCACGGCGCACCUGAGCCAGGGACAUUUGCAGAACCUGGGGUUUCCCCCUGCUCUGGCCGGCCAGCAGUUUUUCAACCCUCUGGGAAACGGGCAUCCACUGCUGCUGCACCCCGGGCAGUUCGCUAUGGGGGGGGCUUUCUCCGGCAUGGCCGCGGGCAUGGGUCCGCUGCUCGCCACAGUGUCGGGGGCUUCUGCCGGCGGCUCGGGACUGGACAGCACGGUGAUGGCCACGGCGGCCGCCCAAGGACUCUCGGGAGCAUCCACGGCCGCUCUGCCCUUCCACCUGCAGCAGCACGUCCUGGCCUCUCAGGGCUUGGCCAUGUCUCCCUUCGGCAGCCUCUUCCCCUACCCCUACACCUACAUGGCGGCGGCGGCGGCGGCUUCCAGCGCGGCCUCCAGUUCUGUGCACCGGCAUCCCUUCCUCAACGCCGUGCGACCCCGGCUCCGCUACAGCCCCUACCCGUUGCCCGUGCCCCUGCCCGACGGCAGCAGCCUCCUCACCACCGCGCUGCCCGGAGCCCUGGCCGCCACCUCCGGAGAGACCAAAGGCAGCGCUCUGGCCUCCAGCCCCGGCGCCGUGCCUCUGGACUCCGCCUCGGACCUCACCAGCCGCUCAUCCACGCUCUCCUCCGGCUCGGUAUCCCUGUCCCCAAAGCUGGGAGCCGACAAGGAGGCGGCUACCAGCGAACUGCAGAACAUCCAGCGCCUGGUCAGCGGCCUCGACCCCAAGCAGGACAGAUCCCGCAGCGGCUCCCCGUAGCCGCCAGCUCAUUUCAAACCAGUCUCGCAAUGCACUUUGUUUGAAAGAAACCACAUCCUCCAUCCCGCCAAGCCUUUCAGCCCUCCCUCCUAUCCUCCCCCCUUUCCCCUUUUUAUUUUAUUGGGUUUUUUUGUUUGUUUGUUUUUUUAAGUUUUAUUUUUAAUAUAAAUCGCCCGGCGUCUUGUGGGCGCUGAUCAGCAAAAAGUGUCGAGCUGGGGGAGGGGGGGGAGGGCGGGGAAGGGCCGGGCUGGGAGCCGGGCCGGGGGCUGCCGCACCGAGGGGCCGCCGGAAUGCGUCCCACCCCCCACCCCCCUCCUUCACUGUCUAAAAAAAUAAUAAGAAUGGGAAAAAAAAAAGAAAAAAAAAGGAAAAAAAAAAAAAGGAAAAAAAAAAACCUCCUGAAAUAAAGCGAAGCAAAACAGCGAACGGACGUAUAAAUAAAAGAAAGUAAGCAAAGCGAUUUUUUUUUUUUUUCUUCCUAAAGAAAACUGUAUAAGCAACUCUCAUAUCGGUCAUUCGCCAGUUGUUUCCUGGGCGGGUUGGUAGCGACAGCCCUCUGCGUCGAUAUUAAGGGAAGCUGUGUGUUUAAAAUAUUAUCGUGAUGUCUGAGAGCCACUCGGUGGCUUUUUUUGCAUGUUCCGUAGUAGUCUGCUUUUUUGGGGGGGGGUUACGUUUUUAUUUCGUUGGGUUUUCGUUGUUUAUUUCUGAUGCUCGUUUCGAAUCCCAGGGACAAAAUAAUGAUAAUAAUAAUGAUAAUGAUAAUAAUAAUAAAAACGAAAAGAAGACCCCUCUUCCCUCUCCCUUAAAGACCCUCCCCGUAGCAACAACAAUAAGAAGUGUAGCUGGAAAGAAAAAAAAGAAGUGGAUUUAUUUUAUCUGAAAACCUCUGUAGCUCGACUGUAGGUUUAUCACAGCUUUCCCUCUUUCAUUGUAUAUGCAAUAACAAGGUUUAAACACGCUGAGAAGAAGAAAAAAAGCGGACACUAUUAUUAAAGCAAAGUAUUUAUGUAAUUAUUUGAUAACUCUUGUAAAUACGUGGAAUAUGAAUACUCGAAAUUAAACUUUAAUUUAUUGACGUUGUACAUAUCUCUGUAAA
Molecule: messenger RNA, 3953 nt
Organism: Tympanuchus pallidicinctus (lesser prairie-chicken)
Lineage: Eukaryota; Metazoa; Chordata; Aves; Galliformes; Phasianidae
Gene: TBX3
Product: T-box transcription factor 3
Exons: 8
Coding region: 659-2857 (732 amino acids)
Biological process (GO): positive regulation of DNA-templated transcription; regulation of transcription by RNA polymerase II; heart looping
Cellular component (GO): nucleus
Molecular function (GO): RNA polymerase II cis-regulatory region sequence-specific DNA binding; DNA-binding transcription factor activity, RNA polymerase II-specific
Source: RefSeq, a predicted model, not a curated record